GGGGAGCCGCUGCUGAAGAAAGGAACACGUUCAUUAUCUGGAGAUGAAGUAUCCCGCGUGUGUUUACUUUAUUUGGGGUUUCCUGUGUGUGUCUGUGAUCCCCGUGUCUUUAGGUGAAAUGUACACGUCGCUGCUGAACGUGAGGCAGGCGAUCAGUGUUGAACGGAAGCUGAUCGAUUACCUGAGAACUUACAUUGACCACGAGAUGGAGAGACUGGAGGACAUCAAGCGCUUUUAUGCCAAAGUGUCCGACCUUCACGCUGACCUUUACAAAGGCCCAGCGACUGCGAUGGCAAACCCUCUAGUGGCAUUCACCCUGAUCAAGCGGCUGCAGUCAGAGUGGCUGAAUGUAGUUUACAGCAAUGAAGCCCAGGAGAACGCACAAGCUCUCAGGUCCAGUUACAAGGAGGAAGAGGCUGAUCUGCCAAAACUGGAGGACCUCCAGGGGGCCGCCAAGGGGCUGAUGAGGCUGCAGGAUGUGUAUGCUCUCCAAGUUGCGAGCCUCGUAAGGGGUCGUUUCCAGAGAGUCACUAAUGGCAAACCUAUUGAUAUCUACCUGCCUACAGUGUCUGUCCCGCUGUCUGGUGAUGACUGCUUUCUGGUUGGAAAGGUGGCCUACGAGCAGGAAGACUACUACCACUCGGUGCAGUGGUUGGAGGAGUCGGUACGUCUCUUCAGGGGAACAGGAGGCGAGUGGAGCCCUGAGAAUGAAGGAACUUUAGAGGACGCUCUGGACCACCUGGCCUUCUCUCACUUUAAAACAGGGAACGUCUCCUACGCUCUCAGUUUAUCUCAGGAAUUACUGCAUCAUGAUCCAAUGAAUGGAAGAGUUUUGCAGAAUGUUGACAAAUACGAGAAGCUGCUGGUUAAGAGUCCACCCAUAUCAACGAGGGGCGAUGGGCUGAGGAGACCCAACUCCAGUCACUUAACUACCCGGGACACCUACGAGAGACUCUGCCAGACACAAGGCUCUCAGCAGAAAAUGCAGUUUAAAAACCCCAGACUAUUCUGUGACUACUUCACCAAUGGGAAUCCUAAGCUUUUACUGCUGCCAGUAAGACGUGAAGUGCUCAGCCUGAGGCCCUAUGUGGUCCUGUACCACAACUUCAUCACUGACACAGAGGUUGAGGACAUCAAGAGGGUUGCCCAGCCAGGGUUGAGACGAUCUGUGGUGGCAGCUGGAGAGAAACAAGCAACAGCAGAGUAUCGCAUCAGCAAGAGUGCAUGGCUGAAGGGCUCAGCACACUCCACUGUCGGGAAGAUGGAUCAGAGGAUCUCUAUGCUCACAGGUCUGAACGUGAAUCAUCCAUAUGGCGAGUACCUGCAAGUAGUGAAUUAUGGAAUUGGCGGCCAUUAUGAGCCUCACUUUGACCAUGCAACAUCGCCCUCAAGUCCUGUGUUCAGGCUGAAAACUGGGAAUCGAGUGGCAACCUUCAUGAUUUAUCUCAGCCCUGUCGAGGCAGGUGGGUCCACAGCCUUCAUCUACGCCAACUUCAGCGUUCCGGUCGUGGAGAAAGCUGCCAUUUUCUGGUGGAAUCUCCACAGAAAUGGUCAAGGAGAUGUGGACACGUUGCAUGCUGGCUGUCCUGUGCUCAUUGGAGACAAAUGGGUUGCAAACAAAUGGAUCCAUGAGCAUGGCCAGGAGUUCCAACAUCGCUGCAGCCUGAAUCCUGAAGAGUGAGAGGGGUGGAGCGAUAGCUGGGCCCCUUUUUUGGAGUACAAGAGCCAGCCUCUACAAUUGAGAGGCACACUUGCGGGUGGAGAGAAGGAGGGAGCCAGAAAGUGAGCACACAGGCAAGGGAGGCGAAAGCCGUUAUGGGGCAGCCUGCGUCUGUGAUUGGAGCCCCGGGCCCCAGGGAGCCUGAAGCAUACAGUGCUGGAGUGGACACGGACGAGAGGCGGGGUAGAAGAGGACUGGGGCAGUUGGCAAUCAGCCCCCAGAGGCCAAACGCUCUCCUGCUCCUACUGGCCAGUUCCUGCAGACGGAGAGAGGCCUCUGCCUUCACACACUGUGCUGGUUUCACUUAACUGUGCAGGGCUGUUUGCCUCCUUGCUCAAAAACUGACAUGUUGCAGCCCACACUGGGCCCACUCAAGGGUUUGUCAUUACAAAUCAACACUGAUGUACUUUGCGCACACAAAGACACUUAACGUGCCUGAAUCACAGUACACAGUGUUUAUCAUGAUGCACAAAGCAACUAGAAUUUUCUAUGUUAUGUAAUGUUGCAGCCAAAAAUAAAAUGCUGUUUUUGUUUGAAUGUUCAAAUGAAUUUAAAUGUGAUUACGCUUCCAUGAAGUGCUGGAACAAACAAACACAGAGCAUUGUUGUACCAGUUUUAGGACUUUAAAGGCAAUGUCUGUGUUCAACAAUGCAGAUUAACAACACAGAUUUGGGUUGAAGUCAUGCUGUAAUGGGUUAUCUCACACCUCAGGACUGCAGUUCAGACUGGUGCUAUGAGUCAAAGGAACCAGUCAUUGUGAGUGUGCCUGUUUAUUCCCAGCUGACUGGACGAUGUGGUCAUUGCUUCCUGUGGGAGACUCUUUCAAUAACUGGCUGUAUAAUGGAACAGCUGAACCAGAUCUGUCAGCCUCUUAUUGAGCUCCAAAAGGCUGGUCAUCAUUACUCACGCUCUGCACGCCAAGUGAUUGGGAACACGUCUGCUCCUAACUUCAUGUCUGAACUCACACAACCAAUCUAUCUGCAUACCAAUCAGAUAUGUGAGAUUUCUGUGCCUAAGUAGGUCAUAACCCAUCUUAAAGCAGAGCGAGAAAGACCAUACACAGUAUUAAGAGCUUAUGCAAUAAGGUACUUUUAUAUGUGACCUUUUUGGGGGACAUUCUGCAGAUUGAAUAAAGGGAUCUUUGGGGGUGACAGAGGAAUAAUACCUCUGCUCCGUCACAGUGACAAAUGUUUUCUUUCCAGCUCCCCACAGUGUACACAAACAGACACGCUCCUAAUGCUCACACUGACACACGGAAAAUAUAAGCAGGGGCUGUAUACUGGAUGCAUAUUGCACAUUCCUCUGUGCACACUAAACAGCAGGACUUGAUUAUUUCCCCUUGGAAUUGAUGGAUAGCAAGAUGCUGCUUUUCUAAAGCUCUAAUCAGUUUCAUUGCAAGUAUCCAUGCCAUUAAAAACACAGUUAUACCUACUUUUGGACUCAAAACAGUUGAAACCACAAGUUUAUUUAAUUUAAAGAAUAUACACAAAUUUACAAACUUUACAAACUACAGCUUUAUAGAAAUGUAUUUUAUAGUCAGAUAAGUUACAAAGAUUUUUUUAUGUGCUCUGCUAAUCAGAUUUUCAGUUUGACUAGAGGCAGCAGAGAUUCGUGUCUGGGAAUUUGAGAUGCUUUUUGUCAAAUCGUAAUAAACAAGGAAAUCCAGGAAAGCAGGUUGAGAGUAAAGUUUUUUCAGAGGUCCAUCUCACAACCUGAGGCCUGAUCUUUUCCAGAAGUCAAAGGGCUUUUUUCUGAACUCUUCCCACACACCCUCAGUGGCCCUCACUGUUACUAUGAUCACCACAACAAACAUAGCUGCAUAGGGACUUGUUGCCAUGCAGGAGCAUAGUCCAAACUACCUAUAGCAUACGUGACGAGACCAUUAUGCUUGCCUCAACACUUUGUGUCCAUACAGUAAGUUUUAACAUGUUGGGAAACUUGUGAAAGACUUUGAGAACUAGCUGAUUACUUGUUACAGUGUCAUUCAUUAGCACAACUGAUGGAAGUAUAGACUUGAAGUCUGACUGACUGAGACGCCAUCUAGCAACAGCAAAAUAAAGUGAAGCAGAAAUACAGCAAGCUUCUUUUAAUCUAGAAAAAGACAGAAUAUCACUACAUAUAAUACUGCUGAUCGUGAGCCCGCUUUGUAACCCCUAAUGGAAAGAUCUGUGCUUCCCUCUGCUGGUGAUGUAAAAGAAGGCUACAUGGCAUUAGUGAGCUGUUGAAUUUUUCACUCUAUUGCUGUAAAAUGUGUGUGUUGCUUUUAUUGUAAGGUUUAACAAUGGUUGAUAUUAUUUUUACUUUUUUAUGGGGACAUAGUCCAAAAACAUUCGGGUUAGGCAACCAUAGCACUGACAUUUUUCAGGUAGGUUUUGGAUGCAUUAAUGGAACUGCACUCAUAUUUUAUAAUUUAUUGCAUUUCCUUUACUGUAUUGUUUUAUUUGAUUGCCUCUUUAUUACU
Epinephelus fuscoguttatus (brown-marbled grouper) is the source of this 4181-nucleotide messenger RNA. RefSeq names its product prolyl 4-hydroxylase, alpha polypeptide III (gene p4ha3). The record is from RefSeq and is a predicted model, not a curated record. The transcript has 13 exons. Gene Ontology annotation, cellular component: endoplasmic reticulum. Gene Ontology annotation, biological process: peptidyl-proline hydroxylation to 4-hydroxy-L-proline. The coding region runs from base 44 to 1681 and encodes 545 amino acids. Gene Ontology annotation, molecular function: procollagen-proline 4-dioxygenase activity; L-ascorbic acid binding; iron ion binding. Lineage: Eukaryota; Metazoa; Chordata; Actinopteri; Perciformes; Serranidae.